This is a messenger RNA of Pelmatolapia mariae (spotted tilapia), 2643 nucleotides long. Its product is annotated as adhesion G protein-coupled receptor E2-like. Bases 1 to 2643 code for a protein of 880 amino acids. Gene Ontology annotation, molecular function: G protein-coupled receptor activity; calcium ion binding. Gene Ontology annotation, cellular component: plasma membrane. The transcript is spliced from 22 exons. The record is from RefSeq and is a predicted model, not a curated record. Gene Ontology annotation, biological process: adenylate cyclase-activating G protein-coupled receptor signaling pathway; cell surface receptor signaling pathway. Lineage: Eukaryota; Metazoa; Chordata; Actinopteri; Cichliformes; Cichlidae.
AUGGACUGUGUCUUGUCACUUUUUCUGGGUUUAUUUAUCAUACCUGUCUCUUGUGAUUUUCCUCCUGGUUCUUGUGACGGAUACACUGCGAUAAAUGAACCAUGGCGGAACCGAGCCUUUGCAUCUACCCCUUUUACUGGUUAUUCCCAAAAUGAUACAAAUUUUCUUGAGAAAUGGUUGCGCUUUACAGGGAUCGGUGGAGACACAGUUGUUACAUCAUGUGUAACAGUCCAACCUGAUAUCGAUGAGUGCACAAGGACUAAAGGAAUUUGUGGUCAUAACACCAACUGUUACAAUACACCUGGGUCAUACAGUUGUAACUGUUGGAAAGGAUUUCAACUACCGAAGCCAAUACUAAAAAGUAAACUGGCCCCCGGCUGUGAAGAUAUUGAUGAAUGUCUUAGUGGUGUCUGUGGGCCAUACGGGACCUGCUACAACACCAUAGGAAGUUUUGUGUGCAACUGCUCUACAGGCUUUAGGGCUAAUUAUAGUAUGUCCCCUGUUUGCCAAGAUAUUGAUGAGUGUUUCAACUCAACGAUAUGUGGUCCAUAUUCUAUCUGCCAAAACCUGCCUGGAAAUUACUCCUGUAGCUGUAAGGUGGGUUUUGAACCAAUGGAUAAAACUAACCAACCCAAUGAGACCAACGUCUGCACUGAUAUUAAUGAGUGUACCCUACCAGUGUGUAGUACAUGUAUAGACAUCUGCGGACCAGAUUGUAACUGCUCAAAUACAAUUGGAUCUUACUUGUGCACCUGUAUCCCUGGUUAUCGGAUUAACAACCCAGCCUUUAUAGCCAGCUAUGAUAACCCAUGCAGAGAUAUUGACGAGUGCACUGAGACACCCGGUAUAUGUGGUAAAAUGACUGUGUGCACUAAUGUACCGGGUACCUUUUAUUGUUCCUGCCCCGAUGGAUUGUUCCCCACAACUGGAAUCGUUGCCUGGAUAUUGAAUGUCACAUACUGUCAAAGCGUUGAAGAUGCUCUAAAUAAAGUUCCAGUCAAAGAGGGUCAGACAAAAGAAAUAUCGUUCAUCAGCAAUAUGCAAGAUGACCUGACAAACAAUACAGGUGCCUUCAUACCAGAAGCGACCGUAGCCAACAGCUUUGCUGCAUCUAUGGCCGUGUCCGGUGUUGGACCACAAGCCACACAAAGCAAGGUGAGUAGUGAAGGAGAUGGGGCGAUGGGCAACGCAAUUCUUGACCUUUCAGAGUAUAUCGUUGUUGCAAUGACUCCACCUACCGAAAACCAAACCAAAAAGGAAGUCCACUCUUCAACAGUGGAUCUGACCCUGCUGGCCAUUGGUCCAGGGAGUAAGGAUAACUGGAAUACCUCCCUCUCUGCUAAUGAAAAUACCAUGGACUUCAACUUGCAGGCUAUAGCUCAUGCUAACAAUGGAUCUGCAACAGCUGCUUUUAUGACACUGAAUGGGAUGGAGAGUCUUCUCAGUCAUCAGUAUUUCCAAACAGAGAAAAAGACAGAGAUGUGUUCGGAUGUUAUCACAGCCAUAAUACCAGUUAAUAACACUAACCUCACAGAGCCUGUCAACUUUACUAUCUACCAUAGGAAGGAAAUACCAGAAACAGGAACAGUCAGUUGUGUUUACUGGAAAACCACAGAAACUGUAGAAGGAAAGUCUAUGAGCUGGUCAGAGGAAGGCUGCUGGAUUGCAUUCUCUAAUGAAAACUAUACAAUCUGCAGCUGUUCUCACCUUUCUACAUUCGCCCUGAUCAUGCAGAUUGGGGAGCCUACACCAUCAAAUCCUUUUUUAGAGUGGCUGAACCGGGUAUGUGUGAUUAUUGGACUAUUCUUCUUGGCUUUGGCCAUCUUUACCUUCCUUCUGUGCAGCUGGAAUCCCAAAAUUAACAACACGGCCCGUCUUCACCUCUGCCUCAACCUGUUUUUUUCACAACUGCUCUUGUUGUGGAAUGACAAAUACACUGAUAAUAAGCUGGCCUGCACUGUCAUGGCAGGGCUUCUCCACUUCUUAAUUGUUGCCAGUUUUGUGUGGAUGUUGCUGGAGGCACUACAGCUCCACUUGUUGGUACGGAGGCUCUCCAAGGUGCAAGUCAUCCGACGAGAUGGCCUCCCCAGGCCAAUUCUCUACCUUGUUGGCUAUGGUGUUCCAUUUGUAAUAGUGGGUGUUUCUGCGCUAAUUUACUCUGAUGGAUAUGGUGUUACCUCCUCAAAUGUAUGCUUUCUCUCUACAAAGCGAAAUUUCAACUGGGCUUUAACAGGACCUGUUAUUGCUGUUCUAGCAAUCAACUGGUUAUUGUUCCUUGCUACUCUCUGGAGUCUGAGACCCACUUUGGCCAACAUGAAGAGUGAUGUUUCUCAAUCCAAAGACACCAGGUUGAUCGUUUUCAAAAUCGUGGCGCAGUUUGUCGUGCUGGGCUGUACAUGGAUUCUGGGCCUGUACCAGACAAACCUUUUCUUCCAGGUCCUCUUCAUCAUCCUCAACUCCCAGCAGGGGACAUUCCUGUACAUCGUACACUGUCUGCUAAACAAGGAGGUGCGAGAGGAAUACAUUAAAUGGCUGACAUGCUCUAUUGGAAAAGAGGCGGCUGAGGAAAAAGAUGUGGGUUCAGUCACCGAAGAUUUCGACAAGCCUGAGAACCAAAACAAUGAAGGGAAGAAGGACCACUAA